CUCUUUGCCCGGGAGUUGCUACUCGGGGCGCGGCGGGAAAACAUCUCCCGCGUCACUUUUAUUUCUUCUUUCCUUCCCGACGCUGUCGAAUUAAAUAUUUCAAACUGACGGCAACGUAGAAAUUCCACCAUGGAGGACGCUCACACGAAAUCCGUGGAAGAAGUCUUAGGAUAUUUUGGUGCAGACCCAGACAAAGGGCUUAGUCCAGACCAAGUCAAAAGAAAUCAGGACAAAUAUGGGCCAAAUGAACUGCCUGCAGAGGAAGGUAAGAGUAUAUGGCAGUUAGUUCUGGAACAAUUCGAUGACCUUUUAGUCAAGAUUUUGCUGUUAGCCGCCAUUAUUUCUUUCGUAUUAGCUUUAUUUGAAGAACACGAAGAUGCAUUCUCGGCAUUCGUGGAACCUUUUGUUAUUUUAUUAAUUCUUAUUGCUAACGCCGUAGUAGGAGUAUGGCAGGAAAGAAAUGCAGAAUCCGCUAUCGAAGCUUUAAAAGAAUACGAACCCGAAAUGGGUAAAGUGGUAAGAGGAGACAAAUCUGGCGUACAGAAAAUUAGAGCAAAAGAAAUUGUACCAGGUGACAUUGUCGAGGUAUCUGUCGGAGACAAGAUUCCUGCCGAUAUCCGCCUGAUCAAAAUCUACUCUACCACCAUCCGUAUCGACCAGUCUAUCUUGACUGGUGAAUCUGUGUCUGUAAUCAAACACACUGAUGCCAUUCCUGACCCUCGCGCUGUAAACCAGGACAAGAAGAACAUUCUAUUCUCUGGUACCAAUGUCGCCGCCGGUAAAGCUCGCGGUAUCGUCAUCGGCACUGGUCUCAAUACUGCCAUUGGUAAAAUCCGUACUGAAAUGUCUGAGACUGAGGAAAUAAAGACACCUUUACAACAAAAACUCGAUGAGUUCGGUGAGCAACUGUCUAAGGUUAUCUCCGUUAUCUGUGUUGCCGUAUGGGCUAUCAACAUUGGUCACUUUAACGACCCCGCUCAUGGUGGAAGCUGGAUCAAGGGAGCCGUAUACUACUUCAAAAUUGCCGUAGCUUUGGCUGUGGCUGCCAUUCCGGAAGGUUUACCCGCAGUCAUCACUACUUGUCUCGCUCUCGGUACCAGGAGAAUGGCUAAGAAGAACGCUAUCGUUAGGUCUCUUCCAUCAGUCGAAACCCUCGGUUGUACUUCCGUUAUUUGCUCUGACAAGACGGGCACCUUAACCACCAACCAAAUGUCUGUCUCACGUAUGUUUAUCUUUGAGAAAAUUGAAGGUGGUGACAGCAGCUUUCUUGAAUUCGAAAUCACUGGCUCCACCUAUGAACCUAUUGGUGAUGUUUACUUGAAGGGACAAAAAGUUAAGGCCGCGGAAUUCGAUGCUCUUCACGAAUUGGGUACUAUUUGCGUUAUGUGCAACGAUUCUGCUAUUGACUUCAACGAAUUCAAACAAGCUUUCGAAAAGGUCGGUGAGGCCACUGAAACCGCUCUUAUCGUUCUUGCCGAGAAAAUGAAUCCCUUCGGCGUACCAAAGACUGGUCUUGACCGUCGCUCGGCCGCUAUUGUUGUCCGCCAGGAAAUUGAAACUAAAUGGAAGAAGGAAUUCACACUCGAGUUCUCCCGUGAUAGGAAAUCCAUGUCUACCUACUGCACACCCCUUAAGCCUUCUCGUCUCGGCACUGGUCCUAAACUUUUCGUCAAAGGUGCUCCCGAAGGUGUAUUGGAACGUUGUAGCCACGCUCGUGUCGGAACCACUAAAGUUCCUCUUAGCUCUACCCUGAAGAACCGCAUCCUUGAACUUACCCGUCAAUAUGGUACCGGCCGUGACACUCUACGUUGCCUGGCUCUGGCCACCGCUGAUAACCCCAUGAAACCUGAUGAAAUGGACCUCGGUGACUCCACGAAAUUCUACACAUAUGAAGUGAACCUAACAUUCGUUGGUGUCGUCGGUAUGUUGGAUCCCCCUCGCAAAGAAGUAUUCGACUCGAUCGUUCGUUGCCGCGCUGCUGGUAUCCGUGUAAUUGUCAUCACUGGUGAUAACAAGGCUACCGCUGAAGCUAUUUGCAGGCGCAUUGGUGUGUUCGGAGAGGAUGAGGACACUACUGGAAAAUCAUACUCUGGCCGUGAAUUCGAUGACCUCCCAGUGGCCGAGCAGCGCGCGGCCUGCGCCAAGGCUCGUCUCUUCUCCCGCGUAGAGCCCGCCCACAAGUCCAAGAUCGUUGAAUACUUGCAAAGCAUGAACGAAAUCUCUGCUAUGACUGGUGACGGUGUGAACGACGCCCCAGCUCUGAAGAAGGCCGAGAUCGGUAUCGCCAUGGGUUCAGGAACCGCCGUCGCAAAGUCCGCCGCUGAGAUGGUAUUAGCUGACGAUAACUUCUCAUCCAUUGUUGCCGCAGUUGAAGAAGGUCGUGCCAUCUACAACAAUAUGAAGCAGUUCAUCCGCUAUCUCAUCUCUUCAAACAUUGGUGAAGUAGUGUCUAUCUUCUUGACCGCCGCUCUCGGUCUCCCUGAGGCUCUGAUCCCUGUACAGCUGCUGUGGGUCAACUUGGUCACUGAUGGUCUCCCCGCCACUGCUCUUGGUUUUAACCCGCCUGACUUGGACAUCAUGGAUAAACCACCCCGUAAAGCCGAUGAGGGUCUAAUCUCUGGAUGGCUAUUCUUCAGAUACAUGGCUAUCGGUGGCUACGUUGGUAUGGCUACAGUCGGAGCCGCGUCCUGGUGGUUCAUGUACUCGCCCUAUGGACCUCAGAUGACUUACUGGCAACUCACUCAUCACUUACAGUGCAUUACCAAUGAAGAAGAUUUCAAGGGCGUCGACUGCAAAAUCUUUACUGACCCUCACCCUAUGACAAUGGCCCUCUCCGUACUCGUAACCAUCGAGAUGUUGAACGCUAUGAACAGCUUGUCCGAGAACCAGUCGCUCGUCACCAUGCCGCCCUGGUCCAACAUGUGGCUCGUCGGCUCUAUGGCACUGUCUUUCACCCUUCACUUUGUCAUUCUAUACGUAGAGGUCCUCUCGGCCGUGUUCCAAGUGACGCCGCUGUCGCUGGACGAGUGGGUGACGGUGAUGAAGUUCUCGGUGCCCGUCGUGCUGCUGGACGAGGUCCUCAAGUUCGUCGCUCGCAAGAUCUCCGACGGUGAGCGGAAAUCCCUCGCGCACUGGCUCCACGGCAUGCAGUGGAUCGUGCUCAUGUGGGCCGUGUUCUUUGGCAUCAUCAUCUACGGACCACUAUAAGCCGGCCGCGUUUCGCCACCCCGUUUGAUUCACACCUAAUACCCCCCCAUCGGACUCCGCGCCACCCACCCUCCGGUCUGGACGGGACCAGAGCGCGGGUGGGGCGGGGCCCAGCUGUGGACCCCCACGGACGAUGAGCUCGGCUCCCACAGUUCUAACAGUGUGUCGCUCGCCUGGCCGCGCGGAGACGCUCAUGUGUUUGCAUUUUGCAUGUGCGAGACAAUAAUUUAUUCUACAGUAUGACCCUCGGAGUCUCGAACUGUGUUCGUUUAGUUUUGUAUACGUGAUAUCCGAUCGACGAUAACAGGUCGGCGGCUGUGACGACUCCGACCAAAAAUAUCAAAACACCAAAUUUUUAUUAUUUUACGAGAAUUUACUAAGUUAUAAGAUAGUGUAUUUGCAUUCAGUGGUAAAUUUGGUAUAAAUUAGUUGUUCGUAAAGAGCUCCGUCGAUAAGAUUAUAGUAGUAUGUAUACUCGCACACUGCUCAGUACCUCGUCCUCCCGGACGGCAGACAUAUUAUAUAAAAACUUACAUUAUAUAGUAAUGUGCAUUGUUAGCUUAGAGUAAUUUAUUGUAAGUGUAUCGUUAGGACGUCGUUUUUUCGACAACUGUUCUCGUUAAGAGGAUACUUUCCUUUAUCCUCUUACCUAUGGUUGGCUUAAUCCUACCUUGACGCAUUUUAAUUUAGACGAUUCGAUCUGUUUCCAGUUAGCAUUAAGCUACUAUUUCGUAUUUUUGCAACUACUAAUAAUGUAAUAUAAACAAAUUUAUGAAUGUGUCUUCAUGCGCUAAAUGAAUAGAAAAAGUUUUAGUUGAUAGUCUCGACUAUAAACUGAAGCCUCAUUGUGAAUUGAAUUGCAUUAAAUGCUUACAACAUAAUUAUAAUAAGUAUCUUUUGAAAAUAAUAUGUAAAGCAAUAUAGUCAGAAUAUUUACAAAUAAGUAGUAAACGAUAAAUAAUGACAUGAUUGGUUUUGGUGAUAAUUUUUAGAUUAAAUUUAAGAAUAUCGUAACCAUUUCUUGUGAUUCGGUUUAUAGUUCAUCUCAGUAAUGGGUUAUAGUUUUAGCUUUACGAAAAUCCUAAGUCUGUCAAUGUUUUUUUUUUAUAUUAUAAUAGAAAAUGUUAAUUUCUGGACAUUCGUAAGUUUUUAAUAAUAAAAUUGUUCAAAUAAAAGUCCUGCAUGUGUGCAUUGCA
Molecule: messenger RNA, 4403 nt
Organism: Melitaea cinxia (Glanville fritillary)
Lineage: Eukaryota; Metazoa; Arthropoda; Insecta; Lepidoptera; Nymphalidae
Gene: SERCA
Product: calcium-transporting ATPase sarcoplasmic/endoplasmic reticulum type
Exons: 12
Coding region: 130-3207 (1025 amino acids)
Biological process (GO): intracellular calcium ion homeostasis; calcium ion transmembrane transport
Cellular component (GO): membrane
Molecular function (GO): ATP hydrolysis activity; P-type calcium transporter activity; ATP binding
Source: RefSeq, a predicted model, not a curated record